ACGUCAAUGAUGUGAUAUCUGUCACGUCCUCAAAAAUGCAGAUCAUAUCAAAUAUAUGUUCUUCCUAGUAGCAAUAUCAUUAUAUUUCUGAUUUUUUUAAAUUAUUAUUAGUAAAAUAAAAGAGUAUAAUUUUUCUGUAAACACGUAUAUUGAUUUGUGUGUAAUGAAUAGUAUAACAUUAAUCAAUAGGCAUGAUGAAACUAUCGAUAGAACUUAUUUCAGCAACAAGAUUUACGUUUCUGGUGGCACGUAUAAGCUCACGAAGUGUGGUCGAUGUUAUCGAAAGUAGGAAACGUAUUUUACCGCAGUAGUUAUCAGUUCUAACCGUGACUGAGGAGGCGUACCAGUGAAUUUAAUCAUGAAAAUUGAACCCAGUGAAAACAUGUUUCGUACUUUAAUAUUGCUUACUCUACUUUUACCUUCUAUUGUGUACUGUAACUAUUUUCUGACAAACAAUGAGAAAAACGAUCAGUGCUUUUGUAAGUUGAAAGGAUCAAUUGAUGACUGUAGCUGUAGCGUAGAUACAGUGGAUUACUUUAAUAAUAUGAAGAUUUAUCCAAGACUUCAAAGUCUUCUAGUCAGAGAUUAUUUUCGCUUUUAUAAAGUAAAUUUAAAACAAGAAUGUCCCUUUUGGACUGAUGACAGUAAAUGUGCUAUGAGAUAUUGUCAUGUACAGCCUUGUCAAGAUGAAGAUAUUCCAGAUGGUCUGAAAGGAGAUGUACUUAGGAAUAUUCACUUUAAUGAAAGUCCUGUAGAUAAAUAUAAACCUAUAAAUCAGUUUAAUGAUUGCCUAUACAGUGCUAAAGAUCAUAAUAAGGAACUUGGUUAUUUAAACACAACAAUUAGCUCAGAAAAUUACAAAGAUUUUGAACUAUGGCAACAGUAUGAUGAUGCUCAAGAUAAUUUCUGUGUGAAAGAGUCAAGUCCUGGAGAAUAUGUAAACCUUUUACUUAAUCCUGAAAGGUAUACAGGCUAUAAAGGACCUAGUGCACACAGAAUAUGGCGUAGUAUUUACAUGGAAAAUUGUUUUAGACCUGAAAAUUCACCACAUAAUUUCAUUCAGUCUUCAAAAAUAAAUGGAAUGUGUUUGGAAAAAAGAGUAUUUUAUCGCGUUAUAUCAGGUCUUCAUGCUAGUAUUAAUAUUCACUUAUGCGCAAAGUAUUUACUAUCUCCAAAAGAUAGUUUAGCAAUAGUACCUACUGGCCAGUGGGGUCCUAAUUUACAAGAGUUUCAGAACAGAUUUUCUCCAGAAACAACUGGAAGUGAAGGUCCAAACUGGUUAAAAAAUUUAUAUUUUACUUAUCUACUUGAAUUAAGAGCCUUGGCUAAAGCUGCACCAUAUUUAGAAAGAGAAGAAUAUUACACUGGUAACAGAGUACACGAUAACGAUACUCGCUUAGCAAUAAAUGAUAUUCUAGCUGUUGUUAAAUCAUUUCCAGAACAUUUUAAUGAAAGCGUUAUGUUUACUGGCGGAGCAGAAGCUCUGUUGUUAAAAGAACAAUUUAGACAACAUUUUAGAAAUAUAUCUCGUAUUAUGGAUUGUGUAGGGUGCGACAAAUGUAAACUUUGGGGAAAGCUUCAAACGCAUGGUUUGGGUACAGCAUUAAAAAUUUUGUUCUCGGGAAAAUUUGACAGAUGGGAACCGACAUUAAAUCACUUCAACAAGAAGACAUUUUUCUUAGAAAGAAGUGAAAUCGUUGCUCUUAUAAAUGCUUUUGGAAGAUUGUCGGAAAGUAUCUUUGAAUUGGAUAGAUUUAGACAAAUGUUGAGAUAGUAAAGCAGUAAUUACGAAUGAACUAAUUAAGUUAAUGCAGUAAAAUACAUCACACAAAUAAAUUUGUAUAUGAAUUAUACAUAAGUAAGUUUGUCGAGCAGCUGAUUUAUAUAAGCUAUAAAUUAUUUACAAUUCUUACAUCAUUUAUUAAAGGUACGAUAUAAAGUCGCAAUAAAAAUUGCUACAAUUUAUGGGUAAUUGAGUUUUACAUUCUUUGUAAACAUUAGAUUUCUAACAAAUUUUGUUAAACUUUUAUUGCGAUUUUAAGGGUAAUUUAAACUCCAUCUGUGAUAAAUAUUUUGUCUAUGGAAAAAAUUUUCAUACCAACCCUGAAAGUAGCACAUAUAGAAUUAUAAUUUUUAAUAACAUUUUAUUGUUAUUUAUAAAAUUAGUAAAUUGUUUCAAUUUAUAUUCGUGCUACUUCCGUAAAUAUGUCAACUUUAGAAAAUCGUAGCUUGUUGGUAAAUUAACUUUCGUUGAAAGAGGCAGUUGUUACUCAGUGUAGCUGAUCCGUUAUAUUGUACAUAACAAUCAGUUUAAUUAAGAAUGUUUAAAGAAAAGAAAUUGUGAAUCGUUCUGUUCGACAGUUUAUUAUAAGAUAAAUUAUAAACAAUCGUCCAGGGUGAACCAUUUUUGUAUAAUACUACGUAUUUUUUUUAAGAACCUUCUAUUUCAAGUAUUUUGUAUUAUUGCGAUAAAGAAAGUAGCGUAAAGUUUUACAUUAUUUUCCGAUAAAUUUAUAUACAAAAAUAAAGAAACCAGUGUACUCGUAUUUCCAUACAGUAGUAAUAAUUUAUAAAAUAUCUAAUGUUACUGUAUAUACAUGUAAACCUUAUUUAUUGUCGCCAAAUUAUAUUGAUGAAGUAUUAAAUAAACACAUUUGGUUUACUUUUCAAAUUAAA
Osmia bicornis bicornis is the source of this 2676-nucleotide messenger RNA. RefSeq names its product ero1-like protein (gene Ero1L). The record is from RefSeq and is a predicted model, not a curated record. The transcript has 8 exons. Gene Ontology annotation, biological process: protein folding in endoplasmic reticulum. Gene Ontology annotation, molecular function: FAD binding; thiol oxidase activity; protein-disulfide reductase activity. Lineage: Eukaryota; Metazoa; Arthropoda; Insecta; Hymenoptera; Megachilidae. Bases 359 to 1774 code for a protein of 471 amino acids. Gene Ontology annotation, cellular component: endoplasmic reticulum membrane; endoplasmic reticulum.